UCUGUUGUCAUCUCAGUCCUGCUGUGUUAAUCAGAGCACCAUGGUCGAUCAGGUAAUGUUUGCUCGCGAGAAUCUCCAGCGGAUCCAUGCAGUGGAGCAUUCAUUUGGACCCUCAGGAAAGUCCUUGUCCAAGCCGGGACGCGUUCUGAUAGGAGAAGGCCUGUUGAUGAAGCAAAGCCGCCGUGAGCCGCAACAGAAAGUGUUCUUCCUCUUCAACGAUGUGCUGGUGUACGGCACCAUCAUUCUGAAUGGCCGCUGGCACACCAAUCAGCAGGUCAUCCCUCUAGAGGACAUCCAGCUGGAGGACUUGGAGGACAGUGUGACCAUGAGGAACCAGUGGUUAAUCCGUACACCACGGAAGUCCUUCUUUGUGGCAGCUGCCUCCUAUGAGGAGAAGCGGGCAUGGAUGGACCACAUUAUGGACUGCAGAUCCAGACUGCUGCAGAAUGGUGGGUACAAACCCGGCUCCACCUUUGCUGUGACCUGGAUCCCAGACAAGGACUCUGCCACCUGCAUGCGCUGCUCAGACAGGUUCACCACGACCCAGCGUCGGCAUCACUGUCGAUAUUGCGGCUUUGUGGUGUGUGGUUCCUGCUCGAAGAAACGAGCCGUGAUCAAACACAUUCAUCCAAAAAAGCGGCUGAGGGUCUGCAGGAUGUGUCACUCAAGCCUUGUGAGGAAGGAGGUAGAAGCUAAGGAAAGGUCUCUCCUGAGAGGGGACAGCACCAGGAAGAUGGGGUCAUAUGAAGACGACAUGGACAUGUCAGAAGAGGAGCCAGAGGUGGCCAUGGAGGACCACAAUUCAAGCAGGUUGACGGAAUCUAAGAAUGUGUCCUGGUCUCCGUAUGUUUACCUGAACUCAGACCAUGUGAUGCCACAGUAGAGCAUCAUCACACCCCUGUGCUACAGUCACUCCAGUGCUUGAUUUUUCACUUGGACUUAAAGAGUUUUAUUUGGCGUGGCUUUCCUGAAACAGCAGAUCUUGAUACUUUAAAAAUGUUAUCAUGUAUUUUGACCAAGACCAGAAAACAAAACAAAACCAUAAAACCCUUCAAUAUGUGAAUAAAAACAAUUUAGCGUUUUUUUAUUGUUGUAAAAUUAAUGAAGGGCAUCAGAUGGCUGAUGCACCCUGAUAUAAAGUAAAUAUACAUUUAAAAGUCUAAAUAUAUCAGCCCGUGUCACCAGGAAGGCCGAGCAGAGGAUAAACCUCCUGUGUCAACUGAGGAAAUCCAAUUGCUGGUACAGUUGGACAGCAAUGUCAUCCAGUCCCGUUUCUUCUCAAGCAACAUCAUCUGGUUUGAGUCAAACACCAAACGAGACAGGAACAGACUGCAAAGGACAGUGUGGACCAUAGAAGAACACCUGCCGCCAGCCUGCCCCCGGCUACACCUCCAGACUGAGAAAACCAGCGGGAAGCAUCACUGCAGACCCCAGACAGUCUGUUUCAGCGUCUGCCCUCAGGGUGGCGCUACAGAUCACUGAGUACGAAAACAACCACACACAAGAAUAGUUUCUGUUCACAGUCCAUCACCCUGAUGAAGGACUCGUGACUGUAAAUAACACAUGUAGACAACACUCAUUAGGUAUUAAUACCUCUGUAACAAUGAUUACUCACACAGGCAGAGCGGCACACACACACACACACACACAGCAUUGUUGUAUAUUAUUGUAUAUACUAUAUAUUGCCUUUUGCACAACGUCCUACUUUAUAUUUUACACACUUGAAGAGCUGUACUAAAUCAGUGAAGCCAACCGAACACCCCCCUCUAAAAAUAGGUCUGCCCUGCCUUCACUGUGCAUGCGUCUGAGACCGACUCUCUCAGUCUGAGUCUCUACACCCAAAGUGAUCAAAGGGAAUAACGUGAUUAUUAACCAUCAGAGGACAAACUAAAACUUCUUCUAAAGUCAGUUUUAACCAGAAACGAGGCCAUGAUUGGUGAAUUACUAGUGACGCUUUGAAGUGACGUAGGCACAGUGAAGGCAGGGCGGACCAAUUUUUUGGGCAGACCGUUUGGUCAGUGAUACUGGACUCAUAUUCAUAUUCAAUAAAGCUGAUUCUGA
Messenger RNA from Thalassophryne amazonica, 2061 nucleotides. RefSeq names its product pleckstrin homology domain containing, family F (with FYVE domain) member 1 (gene plekhf1). Lineage: Eukaryota; Metazoa; Chordata; Actinopteri; Batrachoidiformes; Batrachoididae. The record is from RefSeq and is a predicted model, not a curated record. Gene Ontology annotation, molecular function: metal ion binding; phosphatidylinositol binding. The transcript is spliced from 2 exons. The coding region runs from base 41 to 883 and encodes 280 amino acids.